AUGGACGUUACGAAGGUUUCCGCCCAAGCCUUUCAGGGGAUGCUUCCACUGCAACCCGGCAACGUGGAGGGCAACGAGAAGUUCCCCAAUUUUUGUUUACACGCGGAUGCCCAAUCCAGCGAUGACUGCGACUGCAACCAGCAGCAGCGCUACCAAGAGAACAAAGAGGACUACUACGCCUACCACACAGAUCUCAGCAUCAACAACAACAGCAAUUCAUUUCUUCUAGGCCUUCAGAAAAGGAAACAGUCAACCAAUUCGCGAAGGUUCCCGCCCAGCGCAUCUAAUCCUGCAGACGCUCUUGCUGCUGUUGAGCCUCCGCAUGACCAAAGGUUAACGAGAAUGGCUUUUGCAGAGCAGCAAAGAUGGGUUACGGUCCAACAGAAGACAUUCACAAAAUGGCUCAACACGAAGAUCGAGGCUCGAAACCUUGAGGUUAAAGACCUCGUAAAAGAUCUUAGCGAUGGUGUCAUGCUGAUUCAUCUCCUCGAAUGUCUUUCACACGAAUCGCUCGGCCGUUAUGCCUCAAAACCCAAGCUUCGAGUACAAAAAUUCGAGAAUGCGAACCUGGCACUCGACUUCGUUAAAUCCAGGGGUAUUCAGAUGACCAACAUCGGCGCUGAGGAUGUGGUUGAUGGCAACCAAAAGAUUGUUCUUGGUCUCAUCUGGACCUUGAUUCUUCGAUUUACCAUCAGUGAUAUUAACGAGGAGGGCAUGUCAGCAAAGGAGGGCCUCCUGCUGUGGUGUCAACGGAAGACGGCGUGUUAUGACGAGGUCGAGGUGCGAGACUUUAGCGCCAGCUGGAACGAUGGUCUGGCGUUCUGUGCUCUAUUGGAUAUCCACCGACCCGACCUCAUCGACUAUGACGCCCUGGACAAGAAGGAUCAUCGAGGCAACAUGCAACUAGCAUUCGAUAUCGCACAUAAGGAGAUUGGUAUUCCUAAGCUGCUUGAUGUGGAAGAUGUGUGCGAUGUGGCCAAGCCCGAUGAACGAUCUCUGAUGACUUAUAUUGCAUAUUGGUUUCAUGCAUUCUCGCAAAUGGAAAAGGUCGAGAACGCUGGACGUCGCGUUGAAAAGUUUGUCAACAACAUGCAAGGGGCUUGGGAGAUGCAAAGUGCCUACGAAAGACGGAUGCGGGCGCUCCUACAAGCCAUUCAAGAGCAGAUCGAGGUGUGGAAGCAAGCUACUUUCGAAGGAACAUACACCGAUGCCAAAGCUCAAUCAAACCAGUUCUUUGAGUAUAAAAAGGGUAAAAAAAGACAAUGGGUCGCCGAGAAGAGCGACCUCGCAACGUUGCUCGGAAACAUCAAGACCAAAUUGGGAACUUAUCGCCUCCGGCCAUACGAUCCACCCGCGGAGUUGAGCCUGGAUGCCCUCGAGAGACAGUGGGCAGAGUUAGCAUCAAAUGAGAUGACACGUGCCCAGCUAAUAAACGAGACGAUCCGAGAUAUCAAAAACGCCCUCCGCAAAUCCUUUGCUGACAAGGCAAAUGAUUUCGCAAUGGCUCUCAAUACCAUGCAGUUGGCCAUCUCUGGCCUUGACGGUGACGUGGAAGACCAAUUGCACCAUGUAAGGAAGCUGAGUGAGAGCCUUUCUCCCUUAGACCAAUACUUGGACAAAAUUUCAGAGCUGGAUCAGAAGUGCCAAGAGGCCAAUAUUGAGGAAAACGACUUUACUACCUACACAUACGACGAACUCUCAUACGAGCUUGGUCUUGUUAAAACUUCAGUGCAGAAGAAACUUGCGUUUUUGGAGAACCAGAUGGUAGCACGAAGUAUGACAAACCUGACUCCUAUCCAGCUGGAAGAGUUUGAGAGUGUUUUUCGUCACUUCGAUCGUGACGAUACAAACUCUUUACAGGAACUCGAAUUCAGCGCGGCACUUGCGUCACUGGGGCUUGUGUUCUCCGAGGAUGAAAUGCACGAAUACUUUCUCGAAACAUCUGGUGGGCGCGACUACGUAACGUUUGAACAGUUUAUCCGGUUCAUGGUGGAUGUGACAGAAGAUCAGAACACGGCAGAACAAGUCUUCCAGUCGUUCCGCGAGGUGGCUGACGGCAAACCAUACGUGACAGAGAUGGAUUUACGACACAGCUUGGUGCCCGACGAAGUGAUUGACCAACUUAUCGAGAUCAUGCCGCCUCACAGUGGACCAGACAUGUCGGAGGAUAGAGGAAUGCCACAGUACGACUACAUCUCCUUCAUGGAGAAGCUGAUCAACGACCAAAACAACCAGCAAGGGAACUCAGAAGCGACACAACAGAAUAGGAGCGACGCUGAGCCACAAAGCCCUCACACAAAUGGGGUCUAG
Molecule: messenger RNA, 2310 nt
Organism: Fusarium tjaetaba
Lineage: Eukaryota; Fungi; Ascomycota; Sordariomycetes; Hypocreales; Nectriaceae
Product: alpha-actinin
Exons: 5
Coding region: 1-2310 (769 amino acids)
Biological process (GO): actin cytoskeleton organization; muscle cell development
Cellular component (GO): cell projection; Z disc; plasma membrane
Molecular function (GO): actin filament binding; calcium ion binding
Source: RefSeq, a predicted model, not a curated record